ACCACGCUCCAUCUCCCGGUCGCCUCCGGCCGUUUCUUCCUGUCUAUCCGGCGACGACGAAGGCCCGCCCGUUCGGAGACAAAGAUGAGGACGAGGCGCGGGUCUCUCUAUUCCAGCGGCGGAGAGGUUGCAGCUGUGGCGGGGCAGAAGAGGAAGAGGCAGUCGUUGGGGCAGUCGGCGGUUGCCGGCGAGUGCUCCGGCGGCGGGCGCCGGAAGCGGCUUGCGGGCGGGCCGGACUACCUGGACGAGCUCCCCGACGACCUCGUCCUCUCCAUCCUCUCCAAGCUCGCGGCGUCAGCCUCGGCGCCCUCCGACUUGCUCUCCGUGCAUCUUACGUGCAAGCGGCUCAACGGGCUUGGGCGGCAUGACAUGGUGUUCGCCAAGGCCUCGCCGGCGUCGAUGGCCGUCAAGGCGGCGGUGUGGUCCGAGCCGGCGCAGAGGUUCCUCAAGUGCUGCGCCGACGCCGGCAACCUCGAGGCCUGCUACAUUCUCGGCAUGAUACGCUUCUAUUGCCUUGGGAGCCGCAGCGGCGGCGCGGCGCUGCUCGCGAGGGCGGCGGUCGGCGGGCACGCCGCGGCGCUCUACUCGCUGGCGGUCAUCCAGUUCAACGGCAGCGGGGGCGCCAAGUCCGACCGCGACCUGCGCGCCGGCGCGGCGCUGUGCGCGCGCUCGGCCGCCCUCGGCCACGUCGACGCGCUCCGCGAGCUUGGGCACUGCCUCCAGGACGGCUACGGCGUGCGCCGCGACCCCGCCGAGGGCCGCCGCCUCCUCGUUGCCGCCAACGCCCGCGAACUCACCCUGGCGCUCGCCGAGGCCACCUCGCACCGCACCUUCACCGCCCUCCCGCUCGGCGCCGGCGCUGGCUGCCCCCUCCUCUCGGAGUACGGCUGGAGCCUCCCGGAGGCGGAGCCCCACGCGGCCAACCAAUUCAUGGUGGAUUGGUGGGCCACCCACGGGGGCCACGCUGCCGGCAAGAGGCUGGCAGCAGCCGAAGCCACCGGCGACAGCGAAGGCGACGCCGCCGAGCUCCGCUUAUGCUCCCACCUCCGAUGCGGCCGGCGUGAGACGCGGCGGCACGAGUUCCGGCGGUGCUCCGUGUGCGGCGCGGCGAACUACUGCUCCCGCGCGUGCCAGGCGCUGGACUGGAAGCGGGCGCACAAGGCGCAGUGCGUGCCCAUGGACCGCUGGCUCCUCGCCGGCGGCGAGGCAGCCCAGUAACAGAGCACAGCUCCCAACGGCCGACGCACACCAGCAAUCCUACAAGCCCACGGCUCUCCAGCCGCGCCGGUCCACCGCUUGUACGGUAGACCGGGUGUAGCGAAACAAGGCACAGCAGAAAAAAAAGGCGUUUCGGGUUUUUUUCCCCCUCUCUCCUUUUCACUUGAGGUUUCUGCCCUGCCGUUUGGGUGUCGUCUUGUCGGACGCAGUAUUCUACUGGGGAAGAGGAGUCGAGAGAUACCCGCGCCCUUUUUCUGUUUUAUUUCUACCAAGUUCCUCGAAGAAUUCCAGGCCCUUUUUUAAAUCGAGUUUUGGAGUUGAGAUUUCCUUCGAUUUUCGUCGCCUUCUUGUGCCCUGGUGUUUUGGACGGACGCUGUGGAGGUACGGACAAAGAAGGCAGCUCGGCUGUUUCGCUCGCUUCGAGAUGAUCAGGGUGAUUAGGGGCAGUGAUUAGCAGCGGCAAUCAGGGUGUGUGUCGUGCGGCGUCUUUUUUCUAAUCUCGAGGUCUGGGAAGUUUGGAGCUU
Molecule: messenger RNA, 1742 nt
Organism: Phragmites australis (common reed)
Lineage: Eukaryota; Viridiplantae; Streptophyta; Magnoliopsida; Poales; Poaceae
Product: F-box protein At1g67340-like
Exons: 3
Coding region: 85-1218 (377 amino acids)
Molecular function (GO): protein binding
Source: RefSeq, a predicted model, not a curated record